Molecule: messenger RNA, 6857 nt
Organism: Mytilus trossulus (common blue mussel)
Lineage: Eukaryota; Metazoa; Mollusca; Bivalvia; Mytilida; Mytilidae
Product: interferon-induced very large GTPase 1-like
Exons: 5
Coding region: 1-6852 (2283 amino acids)
Molecular function (GO): GTP binding
Source: RefSeq, a predicted model, not a curated record
AUGGAAAGUGAUUGGAUGUAUGCAAGAUGCAGCAUUGUAGUUGUCAAAGUAUUUUCAAAAAUGAUGCAAGAGAUCCUAGAGAAGUCUUCAAUUCAACCAGAACAGCUAUACCAAAUUAUAAUGAGAACACAAAAAUUUAAAACAAGAUUGAAAAGUUCGGAAAUGAUAGCCAUACAAACGUUGCAAACAGACGGCUAUUCAAAACUAGAUGUUAGUCUUGUAUACAAAAUAGCGAAAUUCUUUAAUUUGAUUCCACCUCCUUUACGAAAAUGGGGUUCAAAACCUUUACCGCUUGAAACUGAGAUUGGCGACGAUGUUGAACGGAUCAGAAUUGGUAGGAACAAUUUUGUCCACAGGGUUACUUGUGAAAUGACAAAUGCAGAAAUGUCUGCUUUCUUCGAUGAGUUUAUUCAAGUCGCAGAACGUGUUGAUAGUUACUUGGGUAAACCAUACGGUACAGGACAUAAAGAUGCUAUAAUACAAUGCCAAACUUGCUCCUACGAUAGCGAAAUGGAAAGAAGUUCAAAAGCUGCACAAGACAUUGAAUCGUUAAAAGAGAAGAUACGUUUAACUGUGGAAAAUAAAGUUAUUCAUGUUUUGUAUGGACACUCAUUCAAAGAACUUAUCGAUGAAGUGCAAAAGGAGGAAUGUUCAUCAACCUCUGCUGUAACGUUUAUUGUCAAAGGAGUGAAAGAUUCACAAGAGAAAACAGAAUUAUUGAACUCUCUGAAAGAUCAGAUAAAUAGCGGCUCAGUAUGUAUAGAGUUCAAACAAGCAAGAAACGGCAGCAUAUUGGUAUUCGCAAGCAUAAAAACAUCAGUGUUGAAGAAUGAAAAUUGUUUUAUAAAAGAAGUUGCAGAAUUUGUUCAAAGAAUUUUUAAACUGGGAAAACUUGCUACAUCAACGGAAAAUGCGUGCAAUAUCAUCAUUGUACCUGAUGAAGAACCCACAGAAGACUUGGAAGAUUCUAGUGAUGAUGAAAGAAGUGAAGUUGGGGAUAUUAUUUUGGAUCUUGAAGUUUCAAAUGAAGUCUUAAAAACAGAUGAGUCAUUCAAACAGCACUUUGGAGGAUUUGCGACGAAAAUGAUGAACCUUACCAAUGGCAAAGAUAAAAUGGAAAACUCAGACCAUGUAGCAAUACUGUAUCCGUGUCAAAAAGGUAUUUCCACCAGCGUUGAAGAACAUGGUCUUGAUACACAAAAUCAAACAAAUAUAUCAAAAUCAUUGAUCGAAACACACGAAAAACUACAGGAAGGUAAUUGUGUUGAUAGUUCCGCUAGAUUAACACAGGCACAAAGUCCAAGAAUACCAUGUACUAAAUCCGACGACAUAAGAGAAGAAAAUGGAAAGCGAAAUGAAAAUGUUUCUUUAGGAAUUAAGUUUGAAGAUGAUACUAAAGAUGUUAAUGUAGAGGACUCACUAUUGAUGGUUCAAAUUCAGGGAGAUGAUGACAGCAAUACUGAUUUUCAACGGUUCAUUAAAGAAAUCGGUUUAGAAAAUUAUUUCCCGAGUAAAAUUGAUUUAAUGGAUGUAAUGCAAAUUAAAGAAACAAAAACAUUACUUUCCUACACAGAUAUCCCAUGGUUGGUUUUAAAGCAAAUAAUAAUGAUAAAUUACACGGCUCGAGACAAAAUGGUUCAGGAAUGGCUUGAAAAAAUUCCCCAGAAGACAAAAUCCCACAAUCAAGGUUUACAGUAUGAUGAGUUUUUGGAUGAUUUGUUUCACAACAUUGAACAUCAGCAUGACUUGAACCCACUUGAUCUUUUUGUUGCACUUUUUCAGUGUUGCUCUACUAUUUUCAAACAGAUUCUCGCAGAAAAAAUGUUUGUAUGUAAACUAGCUGUGCCAAUAUGUUUUCCACCUCAAACAAACAAAAAUUUACAUUUCUCAACGUGGACUUUACGGUCAAUUGUAGUAGAUUGUAUUACAGAUACCAAAGCAACAGUGCAAUCUUCUGUCAUGGAUUGUCCUUGUCAUGUGAUAGGAUUUUUGCGAUUAGGCGAAAUAAAUGUCUCAAAAUCAAAGUUAAUCAAUGAUGUAUUAUCUGAUCAAUAUCACAAUACAUUCUUUAAUAAGGAUUGUCCCCUCGGCACAGUUAGACGAAGAAUAAGUGAAGGUCUUAUAGAAGGUGCAUGGUACAUACCAUCUGAACGAUCUCGUUUUUUUGAUAAUGUUACCAUGUUUCUUAAUCUUAGAGGUAACAGCCAAAAACAUUACAAACAGUUAGAACUUAUCGCAAAAUUAUCUUCCGUAGUUAUUGUUAUAACCGAUAUCAGAAAACUUCAAAUAAAAGAGACGAAGGAAGUUUUACUUCAAAUACACAAAUCAAAUGUGGGUGUAAUUUUGGCAAUUGAAGCGAACAACACAGACACAGAGACAGCGGCGAAUAUUUAUAAGGCAUAUAAACAUGAGACACGUCAUUAUCAGUCUAAAACAUCGUUUUGUAUGCUAUCCAAAGAUGGAACAAUUACGAGUUCGUCUGAUGUAAGGAAGGCCAUCAGGCAAAAAAUAUUCGAAUUGUUACGGAACACUAGACAUAUACCUUUGCUUAAUCGUUUGAAUGAAAUAAGUAGUCAAAGUGUUGUGUCUACUACCCCCUUUAUUGAUUUGGAGAGAAAGGCAAAAGAAAUACUGGACUGCAUUCCCGCAGAAGUUGACAAAUUCAAAGACAUUAUUGUUCCAUUACAAGGUAAGACAUGGCAAAAAUGGAGCAACCACUGCAAAACUUUGAAUAAAACAACUCUAUACACUUCUUUACAAGAAGGUGACCAAAUAAAACAGGCUAUGAACAAACAAAGAGCAAUUCAGUCGAAUAUUUGCGAAAACUUGGGACAGUUUAUGCAUAUCUUCGUAGCUACAUUACUGCAUACUUUGGAUGUAGACCAUGCUUUCAUAUUGUUUAUCAGAUGGUUAAAAUUACUACUGGAUGACAGGUCUCGCAACGUCAUUCCAAAACAUUUAGCAAGAUAUCAACGAGAAUGGCAGUCAUUUAGAUCUGUAAAAAAUACAAAAGAUCAUGAACGAAUUGAUCAGAUAAAACAUCAACUUAACGAAAGUGAAUAUGAAUUAGCUGAAGCUUCUUUCGGAUUUGAACAUUUAAUUCGUGAAGUUGGUCAAAUGUACGAGGCAAUUAUAGAAGGAAAGUCAAAGUCAAGAGGAAUAUGUGAACUUGCAGAGAAGUUGCCAGUAAUAGGUGCUAAGCUACUUCUAACUGGUCACCCAUUCGAGCUUAUGGAUGGAGAUGUUGCAAAUGUUCCACUCACAUGGGUAAAAGCCGUUCUAAAUCAACUAAAGGAAAUAAUUGGCGACAAAAAACUUUUAGCGUUAUCCGUACUAGGCGUGCAAAGUUCGGGGAAAUCAACAUUUCUAAACACAAUGUUUGGACUUCAGUUUGCAGUUAGCGCUGGUCGUUGUACACGUGGUGUAUUUAUGCAAUUAGUUCCAGUCAUCACAUCUGAAAGGUUGUUUGACUUUGUUGUUGUUAUAGAUACGGAAGGCCUACGAGCGCCAGAACUCGCAUAUCAGAAAUAUAGCCAUGACAAUGAGCUAGCCACUUUUGUUAUUGGAUUGGGAGACAUAACAAUUGUUAAUAUUAAAGGGGAAAACACUGCAGAAGUGAAAGACGUUUUGCAAAUAGCUGUUCACGCUUUCUUACGAUUGAAGCUUGCAAAUGAAAGACUAAAUUUGAAACAGAAAUGCAUAUUUAUUCAUCAAAAUGUUCCAGCAUGUGACGCAAACGACAAAAUGAUGCAAGGCAGACAAAAGUUUCUUGAAACUCUUGAUGAAAUGACAAAAGAAGCAGCCGAACAGGAGAAGAUAGCUGAUAUAAAAUCAUUCAGCCAGGUUAUAGAUUUUGACUGUGAAAAAGAUGUUUGGUAUAUUUCUGAUCUUUGGAGUGGCGAUCCCCCAAUGUCACCUGCAAAUCAAGGGUACAGCAGGCGAGUUGCAGAGGUCAAACAUGCAAUAUUACAUGAUUUAGCUUCAACAAGGGAAACAUACUUGACCAUAACAGAUACCAUAUUGCGAAUAGAUGAUCUUUGGAAAGGGAUACUUAAAGACGAUUUUGUUUUUAGCUUUAGAAACAGUUUGGAGCUAAAGGCAUAUAACAAUAUGGAAAGAAAAUACCAAGCAUUAACUUGGAAACUAGAAAAAUUUGUAUCCGAAUUCGGUUUGUUGCAGGCAAAAGGAGAACUUUUAUAUUGCGUUAAUGAACAAGAUUUAGCGAACGCAGUUCCGAGAAUUAUGAAACUCCUUUCUCAAGAAGUUUCAAAACAGUUCAAUGUUCUGAUAAAUGAACUAGAUACCUUCGUAGAAUCUAGUUCGUUAAAAGAUGUAAUGAUCCAAUGGAAGCAAAAUAAACAUAACAGAUUAAAAAUGCUUUCAGAUGAAUUGAUUGACAGGUCGAAGGCUGACAUUAUGAAAACAAAAGAAGAAAUAAGAAUAGAGAAACUCAAAGUUAGCGAACAAAAACGUCACGAAAUGGAAGUAAAUGAACUUGCACAUCAGCUUGCCAUUGAAAUGAGAGGUCAAAAGCCUAGUAAUGAUGUUUUGAAGCAUAAAUUUGAGCAAAUGUGGAAGAGUUGGAUAACUAAGUUUGAAACAGAACCAACUGAAAAUGAAAUAUCUAUUAAAGAUCAAAUUGAUUCCCUCCAGUUGGAAAAAUUUCGGUCUGAUGCUGCCUUUAUGGAGGGCCAGUCGGGGGACAGAAUAUCUGUGAUGCAUAUUGAUGAAUAUAUAUCUAUAAAAGACGAAAUCGCCGCUAUGCUAUCAAUGAAAUUUGAAGGAUGGAUACCAUCGUAUGUAGUUGAACUUUCCGACCAAGAAAGUCAAAUCUAUCACAAUCUGAAGAGCCUUAUUGGGACUGUUGAAAAAAAUGAUAUUCAGCGAAAUCAUUUUAGUAUCAAAAGAUCAUUUUAUGGAAUUGGUUGGCAAUUGGAAGAUAUAGUUGUAUGUCGUAGCCAAAUUAUAGAGGUUACUAACAAGCUGUUGGAAAAAAUUGAUUCAAGACUUGAUCAGUUAAAAACAAUGGAAGUGAAAUUUAGAAUUCACUAUGCAGAUGAAAUUCUAGAUAUUAUUGUACAUCAUAUCGAAGAUCAUAACAGACAUUUGACAAACACCUAUAAAUUUGAUCUACUGCUGCCUUAUAUGAAAAUGAUUAUUAUUCAUGUUUUUCGUUACCUAGUGAUAUGGUUCACUCAUGCAAAUGUUAGGUUUAAUAAGACUAAAAGCAUUGAAACGUCUAUCAAGCAUCCAGUAGGAAACGAGAUCGAAGACACGCCUACUCAGAAAAUGCACCUGAGCCCAGAUGUACACACGAAUACCAGCAAUAGAAGAACAGUACAAUAUCAAAAAAUGAAAAAAUUAGAAGGUACCAUUACCUCCUCGCAGAUAUCUAGUAAUCAUAUAAGCAUUAUAAAAAAACUGAAGGAUUGCAGCUGGGGCACUCAAAAUGAUUACAGAAGAAUGGCGGUACAGGUUACAAAUAAAAUAUUUCGAAAAAUUGACACAAGACUAGCUGAAUACAGCACACAAGAUGUUCGAUUUGAAAUUUCAUAUGCAACAGAAAUUCUAAUGAUUAUAUCUGAUGAAAUAGAGGAACACAAUGAACAUCGAAAUAAUGACUAUCCAUUUAAUUUAUUGUCAACUUACAGAGCGAUGGUUGUUACACAUGUAACUUCUUACAUAACGUAUUUUUUCAUUCGACUAAAUGACAGUUACGUUAAGAAGCAUAGUCCAAAAGCUCAAAUGGAAGUGUACAAAGGUACUGUUUGGUGUAUAUUCAUGAACGUUUUCGAAAGCAAGACGGAAAAUGUGAUAGCUGCUCUAUUUUUUAAGGAUGCUGUCACCAAAACUACCAUUGAUCAUGUUGCUGAUCUUCUAUCAAUAGAUGUCCAAGAGCAUGUAAUGACAUCUUUCAGUCAUGAAAAGUACAGCCUUAUGAAAUCAAUUAUGGUAGAUUUGGCUCAAUUGGAAAGUUUCGAACACUACAUUAGAUUUAUAAUGGACCCAAGCGAAUACGCAAGAUUUUGGUUAACAAAACACAUGAAUGAAACCAUUUUUGAAAGGAAUCAUGACAAGCACAGUACAUACGGCAAUUUGGCAAAACGACACAUUCAAAAGUUGCUGACUCAGCUAGAAGAAUGUGUAGCAAAAGCAACUAGACAAUGUAAACAGAACAAAGAAGAGAGUAUUUCAAAAUGGCUACACUUGUUCAUUCAUAAUACUCGCGAAAACAAUGUUAUUCCAUUUCCUAAUGACACUUUCAUUCAUGUCCAAUCCCAAAACGUUCCAGACAUCCAAAACUUUACAGAAAUAAUAGCAAGAGAUCUAAAUGAUGUGAGACAGGAAACAUUUGAACAUUUUAACAAUGUUACUAAUAACACUAUCCAAUGGAAGGAAACGCCAGUAACAAAAAUAAUGAAUAAGCUAUGGGGUUGUACAUCAAAAUGUAUGUUUUGUGCAGAGCCAUGCAGAAAUACCGAUAAAGAUCAUGUGCAACAAGGAUUUAAACAUAAAUGCAUACAGCACAGACCACAGGGAAUCGGUGGUUUUCGAAAUUUAAAUAACCAAACGCUGGUUGUUGAAUUCUGUAAUUUCUUAGUUUCGUCUAAAGAUAGUUUCAAAUUCGAUGAUAAAGAACAUUUAAAACCAUACAAACAAUACAAGAGAUACUUUCCUGACUGGGAUAUUUCACCAACAUCUGACACCUCAAAAUACUGGAUGUGGGUUAUGUUUCGCUUUCAGCAUGAACUAAUGCUACAUCAUGUAGCCAAAUUACCGGAUAUGCCCAAAAGCUGGAGAAGAAUUACCAAAGAGGAAGCAAUCAACAGUCUCUCAAAUAACUAUAGUUAAGCAUU